AUGCCUAAACCAUUUGAAGAAGUAUGGAGAGAAUCAGAAGGUUUUCGUGAAAAAUGGAAUUUUCCUAACGCGAUUGCUGCCAUUGAUGGAAAACACGUGGAUGCAAAUUAUAAAUUCAUAGUCGUUGAUAUUGGGGCUUUUGGUAAAAACUCUUUGCGAAAUUCUAAUUUGGUUAAAGGCUUACAGAAUGUAACACUAAAUAUACCUUCACAAAAAUACUACCAGGUUGUGACAGGCAGUGACGUAUUACCGCACGUCAUAAUUGGUGAUGAAGUUUUCCCAUUAUGUUUGAAUUUGAUGCAACCAUACUCACGCGAAGAUGCACUAAGAAACGAAGAAAAAAAAGUGUUUAACUAUCGGUUGAGUCGUGCUAGAAAUACUGUGGAAAAUACGUUUGGAAUAUUGCCACGGAAAUUUAGAAUUUUUGAACGUAAAAUGUCUAUGUCUCAAGAACUCAUUGUGAGUGUUGUAAUGGUUACAUGCUGCUUGCACAACUUUCUAAGAAAUGACGCGUGUCAUUGGACAGAAAAUGAUUUGAAUAUUUCUAUUUCCAAUAUGAGAAGACUGCAAGACUUAAAAAAUAUAGGUGAAAAUUCAAAAACAGAUGCUUUAGCAGUUAGGGAUCGUUUCAAAAGUUAUUUCAACUCAGCAGCAGGGUCAGUAGAAUGGCAAUUAAGUAGAGUUUGA
Daktulosphaira vitifoliae (grape phylloxera) is the source of this 687-nucleotide messenger RNA. RefSeq lists its product as uncharacterized. The record is from RefSeq and is a predicted model, not a curated record. The transcript has 2 exons. The coding region runs from base 1 to 687 and encodes 228 amino acids. NCBI's taxonomy places the organism in Eukaryota, Metazoa, Arthropoda, Insecta, Hemiptera, Phylloxeridae.